UAUCUCAAGUUAAAGUUGUCUGUAAAAUAUUUUGUUUCAAAUACUUUUUCUACUUGAGUUUCCAUUGGACAAUAGGUCAGUGAACAAGGAAACUGUUAGGUUUCUUGGUGACAAGGAAACUGUUAGGUUUCUUGGUGACAAGAAACCUAAAUUCUAUCUCAAAAUAAACAAUCACAAACAGAGAGAAGGAAUCUCACUGUGAGGCAGCAGUUUAUUGAAUGAAAAAUACAGAAAACAUUCAACAACAUCCAAGGGAAAACAUUCUCUUUUACACAGUGUUAGAGAUAUUAUAUUUAGUUUAUAUUGUGUUUAUGUUAAUUAGGGAAACAUAGUACCUAUAUGUUAAUUAGGAUCUAUUUUCUAUUAUACACGAUCAAAGUUCUUCAUGCUGUUGGCAUUAUACGGACUCUCUGAUGAUUCCUCCCAUGUCCGUGUUCAGAUUUUAGGUUCUCCUGUCAUACCCAACUUUUCUUCUACUUGUUCUGGUCUUUUGCGUAUUCCGAGCAAACCAAUCAUUGAAACAUCUCCUCAUAUUGAUGAUUCCUCUGUUAUGGUUGCCCAACAUGAUGAUAAAAGUCGGUCUCGCAAGCCAGGUAAAGGACGACCAAAAUGUGACCACUGUGGCAAGUUAGGCCACAGAAUUGAUAGAUGUUAUGCGCUUCAUGGACGUCCUCCUCGAUCUGCAGCAAUGGCUAAUUCUGAUCCACCUCCUCGGCCUGCAGACCAUCCUACUUCAUCAAAUACUGUAGAUAACCCUGUAGUCUUCAACGAAUUUCUCAGAUGGUAUGAGGAUCGUCAGCAAUCUAGUUCCACUACAUCUGCAUCUGUUGCAUGCACAGGACCGGAGUUCGAAACACAUGAUUGGCACAGGAUGUGAGUCUCAUAGCCUAUAUCUUCUCCGCCGUUCUCCACAUGUUGGCGUCAUCAUGGAGUCACCAUCCCUUCUUCAUGCUCUGUUAGGUCAUCCCAGUCUUGCCAAACUGCAGCAGCUUGUUCCGAGUUCAUCGAAGUUAUCCCACUUGUCGUGUGAGUCUUGUCAGUUAGGAAAGCAUACUCGUAGUUCCUUUCCUCAUAGUGUUUCACAAUGAGCGUCGUCACCUUUUUCAUUAGUUCAUUAUGAUAUUUGGGGACCUAGUCGUGUUAAAUCCACUUUAGGAUUUCAGUAUUUUGUUACUUUUAUUGAUGAUUACUCCAGAUGUACUUGGUUGUUUUUAAUGAAGAAUCGUUCUGAGUUGUUUUCUAUUUUCCAAUCAUUUUUUAAUGAAAUAAAAACACAGUUUGGGGUUUCUAUUGGAACUUUACGCAGUGACAAUGGUCGUGAAUACCUUUCUCAACGGUUUAAACAUUUUAUGGCUUCUCAUGGCAUUCUUCACCAGACCUCCUGUGCUUAUACUCCUUAACAAAAUGGGAUGGCUGAGUGCAAGAAUAGACACCUUAUUGAAACAACUCGUACACUUCUAAUUCAUGGCCAAGUACCCUCGCGUUUUUGGGGUGAUGCAGUUCUCGGCGCAUGUUAUAUCAUCAACCGCAUGCCGUCUUCUGUCCUAGAUAACAAAAUCCCUCAUUUUGGCUUAUUUCCUCAAGACCCUUUACAUCCAUUACCUCUUAAAGUUUUUGGGUCUACAUGUUUUGUUCAUGAUUUUAGUCCUGGUCUUGAUAAGUUAUCUCCUAGAUCUCACAAAUGUGUCUUCUUAGGAUUUCCACGGUCACAAAAGGGCUAUAAGUGUUUUUCUCCUUCCCUCAAUCGUCAUUUUAACUCUGCUGAUGUCACUUUUGAUGAAUCUUCGUUUUAUUUUUCACAACUAUCAUCUAGUUCUGUACCUCCACCUACCACUGUUGAUAUUUCUAUUGUCUGUGAUCCUUUAGACUCUCAUUCCCCACAGGAUCGUCCUUCAAUUCCACCCCUUCAGGUUUAUAGUCGCCGCAAUCGUCUCCUUCAUGACUCACCUCCUGUGCCGCCUCCUGUGUCUCCUCCGGAUCCAGCAAAUGAGUCUGACCUGCCUAUUGCCCUCCAUAAAGGUAUACGCUCUACUCGUAACCCUUCCCCCCAUUAUACUGUUCUUAGUUACCAUAGGUUAUCUCCAUCUUUUUACACAUGUCUCUCAUCCAUUUCUUCUGUGUCAAUUCCCAAGUCUAUGGGUGAUGCCUUAACUAAUCCUGGUUGGUGUCAAGCCAUGCUGGAUGAAUUAAGUGCUUUACAGAAAAGUGGAACUUGGGAGCUUGUCCAAUUACCAUCUGGAAAGUCUGUUGUUGGUUGCAGGUGGGUGUAUGUUAUCAAAGCUGGCCCUGAUGGUACAAUUGAUCGCUUGAAGGCUCGACUGGUUGCCAAAGGCUACACACAGAUUUUUGGUUUGGAUUAUGGUGAUACCUUUUCUCCAGUGGCGAAAAUGACCUCGGUUCGCCUAUUUAUUGCCAUGGCCCAUCUUCGACAAUGGCCUCUUUACCAACUUGAUGUCAAAAAUGCUUUCCUUCAUGGUGAUUUGCACGAAGAAAUUUAUAUGGAGCAACCGCCCGACUUUGUUGCUCAGGAGGAGUCAUCUGGAUUGAUAUGUCGUCUUCGCAAAUCCCUAGAUGGCCUAAAACAGUCUCCUCGAGCCUGGUUUGGUAAAUUCAACUGUGUUGUUCAACA
Vigna radiata var. radiata (mung bean) is the source of this 2629-nucleotide messenger RNA. RefSeq lists its product as uncharacterized. Lineage: Eukaryota; Viridiplantae; Streptophyta; Magnoliopsida; Fabales; Fabaceae. Bases 386 to 877 code for a protein of 163 amino acids. The record is from RefSeq and is a predicted model, not a curated record. The transcript is spliced from 2 exons.